AUGGAAUUAAUGGAUUUCUUCAAUAGUAUUAUGGGGGAGCAGCUCUCAAACUCCAUGCAUAACGAGCCUCCGAAGAUGCCUAACUUUUUCGAAGUCGAUAAAAAGAAGUUGUAUGAAAUCAGCGAUGAUCCCCAGAGGAAAGAGUUUCUAGACGACUUGUUCUCCUUUAUGCAAAAGCGAGGUACACCAAUCAAUCGACUGCCCAUCAUGGCGAAGUCGGUGUUGGAUCUAUACGAACUGUACAAUCUGGUGAUCGCUCGCGGUGGUCUUGUAGAAGUCAUCAACAAGAAACUCUGGCAAGAGAUCAUCAAAGGCCUACGACUCCCUUCCUCCAUCACUUCAGCCGCAUUCACUUUACGCACGCAAUACAUGAAAUACUUAUAUGAUUAUGAGUGCGAGAAGAAGAACUUGUCGACUAGGAGCGAGUUGGACGCGGCUAUCGAGGGCAACAAGCGUGAGGGACGCCGCGCCUCAGGACAGUACGAUGCGCAGGCCGCGUUGGCCAUGCCACCCCUAAACAGAGUGCCAGCGUCUCUCGCCCAGUUGUCCCAGCACAUGCAGCCUCUGUCCCUCUCGUUAGGGGGUGCAGUGGCGGGGGUGCCCCGUCUGCCACCCCUGCCGCCGCACGCGCCGCACAUCUCACAACACGAUAUAGAGUACCGUGUUAGAGAAUACAUGAAAAUGAUACAGCAACAGCGUGAAAUGAUUAGGAAUGGCUCAGAGUCUCCCCCGGGUGCUCCCAUGGUGUCACCUCGAGACGCGGCGCUUUCCGCCAUCGACGUGUCUCGACUGACACUUUGGUCACUAUACAAUAACAACAACAAUAGCCCACAACCAGAUCUUGAACCACAGCGCCUUUCUUACAGUGAGGCACUAAAUCUAAGCGAGAGUCCGAACUCCAGCGUCAGCGGCAAGCGGGAGGCCUGCCGCUCCCCGCCGCCGCCCGCCAAGCGGCGCACGCCGCGCCCGCCCUCACCCGCCGCGCCCGCACCGGCCUCCCCGCACUCCCCGCGCUCCCCGCGCGCGCACGCGCACAUGAACGGCAAUGCCAAUAGCAACGGCGUGCAUGGUGCUGCGUUCAAGAUUACUACGCGAGGUGAUGCAAACACCGGCGAUCAACAACUCGUGGUGUCUAUCGAACUAAACGGAGUAACAUACGAAGGCGUCCUGUUCCCCUCACAGAACGGCAACGGUCAAAAUGGACAUCGGCAAAUGGUCUCG
This is a messenger RNA of Brenthis ino (lesser marbled fritillary), 1221 nucleotides long. The record is from the annotation of a GenBank genome assembly. NCBI's taxonomy places the organism in Eukaryota, Metazoa, Arthropoda, Insecta, Lepidoptera, Nymphalidae.